Messenger RNA from Colletotrichum godetiae, 231 nucleotides. RefSeq lists its product as uncharacterized. The record is from RefSeq and is a predicted model, not a curated record. The transcript has 2 exons. The coding region runs from base 1 to 231 and encodes 76 amino acids. Lineage: Eukaryota; Fungi; Ascomycota; Sordariomycetes; Glomerellales; Glomerellaceae.
AUGUCUCAACAAUCGGCAAACUUCAGGCUUGCUCUUAAAGACGAGGGUGCUGCAGGCCCGUCUUCUAUGCUUGAGCAUUACUUUAAAAGCUCUCCAACAAUCACGGAGAAGCUUCAAAUUAACUCCAAAAAGAGCGGCUGUGAGAUAAAGGCGCUAAAGAUCAAGGAGACGAAGGAGUAUCUUGGCGACUGGCAAAACUCUUGGGACAAGAUGGCUGCGUCAAAGGAAUAA